This is a messenger RNA of Fomitopsis serialis, 1601 nucleotides long. RefSeq lists its product as uncharacterized. Gene Ontology annotation, biological process: GDP-fucose import into Golgi lumen; protein O-linked glycosylation via fucose. The transcript has 7 exons. Gene Ontology annotation, cellular component: Golgi apparatus. The record is from RefSeq and is a predicted model, not a curated record. Lineage: Eukaryota; Fungi; Basidiomycota; Agaricomycetes; Polyporales; Fomitopsidaceae. Gene Ontology annotation, molecular function: antiporter activity. The coding region runs from base 292 to 1203 and encodes 303 amino acids.
UCGGUGGUUUGCAAACGGUCGCACGCUGGUCACUCUACGAGGAAGCCGCAGCCGUCACGGCGCUCUCACGACUCGAGCUGUCUCCCCCACAUUAGAUUCUCUACAGCCUUAUAGAACCUAUACAACGUCACUGCUUGGACUGGUCUCAUGUCUUCCGCUCGCCAUGGACACGACAACGCACCACCGAGCAGGGCCCUCGUCGUAAGUCGUAGCGUGCUUAGCGUCCGGGAUCAUGUAUGAGAUGUCCAAUAGGCCGGUACGGUGACUUUUUACCUCGUCGCAGCACUGUCGAUGGUUAUGGCCAACAAGUGGGUCCUCAACACCACGGAUGUUCCGCUAUUCUUCCUGGACAUGCAGCUCAUCAUUGCUGUUGUGCUCUUCCUCUUCGCGCACAUGUUCGGGAUGAUCCAACUGCCAUUACGUUGGGACUGGCAGAUCAUCAAGGGCCUCAUACCGACAGUGUCGCUCAGUUUAAUUGGAUUGAGUCUCAGCAACUACACCCUGAAGUACGUCGACGCGUCCUUCUACCAGGUCGCGCGUGGCAUGGUGCUCCCUUUCACCGUCGGCACGUCCUUCUUCCUCCUGCACGCCCGACCCUCCCUGCGCAUUUUGAUGGCCUGCUCCAUCGUCACCUCGGCUUCUUCCUCUAUGAUUACCGCGCUGCACUCUGUCGUGAUCAAGAAGUCCCUUGACGUCGUACACGGGAGCGCGCUCCACCUCUCGUGGUACACGAACUUGCUGAGCGUGAUUGCGCUGACUCCGGUCGUCGUGCUCGGCGGCGAGCUCCCCGGCGUGAUGAAGCUGUUAUUCGGUCCGGAGUCCACGCCGGGCCAGCUUUACACAUUCAUGCUGGGCUCUCUGAUUACGGUAAGCCAUGUCCUGCUCUCCUAUGUCGAACGGCCUCUUCGGCUUCUCAUGAGCAUCGCCAGUCUGCUCUCCAUCAAGGUCACCUCUCCUAUCACUCACAUGGUCUCGUCCGCGGUGCGCGGCGUCGCUGCCUCCCUUCUCGGCAUGUGGCUCUUCCACGAUAUCAUCACAACUGGCCGCGCAUCAUCCAUCGCGAUCAUUCUCCUCGGCUCGCUCUACUACACCUGGGUCAAGCACAGCGAGUCGCAACUAGCGCAGCAGAAGCCGUCGAAUGGUGUGUACGACCGCGUGCCCCUCGAGGACAUCGAGGCGGGAAAGCAGGGCAAGCCCGAGUAGGUGCCCGCUCCCGCGCCCUGGCGGCGAAAAGUAGUGCGUCAAUGACGAUCAUAUUGUUAUGUGCUCUCGACGUGUUAUGCGCGCUCGUUCCGGCUUAGUUAUAUAGACGGUGUCUGUAAUGAACUUCUGGGGGCGGACGGCGUUGUGGUGUGCGUGUUCAGUGAGUUCUCUGACAGGGCGGAGUCAUGGCGGAUGUGGGCUGGCUCUGUGGGUUGUCGGCGUCGCGGCUGUGUUCAUGGGUGCAUGCGAAGUCGCUCCUCUGCCACUGAGUGCGGGUCCUGCGCAGAGGGUCGGACGCGUUGUCGAUGCGAUCGAUACUCGCGUCCGGCCGCGCGAUGGCACAGUAGUAUCGCAGGCACGAACGCUCUGAAGGCUGUCCGGAUUCCAUAUCACCUACU